AUGAGGCGGGCCGGGCCCUGGUGCCUGCUCCUGGCUGCGGCCUGCGCCCUGGGCCGGAGCCCGCCGCCGCCGCGGGCCGCCGUGCGCUGCCCGCCCGCCGGCGCCUGCUUCAGCGCCCACCUCGCCAACGUCUCGUAUGCCGAGGCCCGCGGCGCCUGCGACCAGCGGCGGGGCAGCCUCGCCUGGGUCAGCGGCGAGCCGGAGCUGCUCCUGCUGCUGGGGCUGCUGGCAGAGGCGGCCGUGCCCGCACCCGCGCUGUUCUGGGUCGGCCUGAAGAGAAACGCCCCCGCCUGCACCCACGAGGAGCAGCCGCUCCGCGGCUUCUCUUGGGAGGCCGUCGGGGGUGGGACGGACCCGCAGGAGGUGCCGGCGGCGCUCGGCCGGUGGCUGCAGGAGCCCCUGCGGUCCUGCCUCACCGCCCGCUGCGCUGGGCUGCACCUGGCGGCUGACCCCGAGCACGGCCGCAGCUGGGGCUGGAAGGAGCGGCUCUGCCAGCUGAAAAGCCCGGGCUACCUCUGCAAGUACCAGUACGAGGGUGCCUGCCCCGACCUCAGUCCCGCGGGCGCCCUCCACCUCGACUACCGGCUCCCCUUCGAGGAGAGCAGCGGCGGCCCCGGCUUCAGCCCGCCGGGCACCGUGCUGACGGUGGCGUGUCCCGGCGGGGAGGUGCGGCUCACCUGCCAGCCCGAGCCGGGCGGCUUCGCCUGGAAGGCGACAGAGAAGCCCCUCUGCCCCUGCCCCUUCGGCGGCAAGAGCUCCGACAGCGGGCGGUGCGCCGAGGCCGCCGGGUGCCGCGAUGCGGGCGGCGGCUUCGCCUGUGCCUGCACCACGGGCGGCCCGGACGGAACUCCCUGCCCGGACACGGGGCCGGGCCCCACCGCUGCAGGCGGCCCCGCGGAGCGGUCGAGUGCCAGGGCGGAGGGGCGGCAUCCUUCCAUCCCGACACCCGGCGGUUCCACAGAGCCGCCCGCCACCACCACGGCCUCCGCCGACGGAGAGAAGGCUGCUCCUCCGCCGCCCUCCUCCUCCUCCAACUACGUUUUCAUCCUGGUGACGGUCGCGGUGGUGGUGCUGAUCAUCCUGGUCAUGACCGUCCUGGGGGUGUUCAAAAUCUGCUUUAACAAGAAACCCGAGGGCCGGGGGAACAAGGAGCCGCCGGAGGCCGGCAGCAAGACGGAGACAGGCUCCGCGGAGCCCAGCGGAGCAGCGGGCGGUGAAUAGCCCCGGAGCGCCGAGGCCGCGUCCCUCGGGGCUGCGCUGAGCGGCUGCUCCCACCCGGGCCAGCGCUCGGCUCCCCACGUCCCUCCUGCCCCCAAGCGCUGCUGCCGCGGGGAGCCCAGCGAGAGGCCCCGCGGGACUUGGCUGGGCAGGGCUUGCACGUUGCCAGACGCAGGAGCGUAUAGCGAUGUUCUUUUGAGGGGAUUGAAGUCUUUGAAUAGUCAUGAGUUUUUGUCGGUCUGGAAAACAGUUAUUUCGGUGCUGAUUUCACUAAAAUAUAAAUAGAUCAGCCUGGCCGACAGAGCGAUUGCAGCUGCAAGAAUUGUGCAUUUUUAUCCUCUCAUAAACUGUUCUUCGGGUGCCUUACUUGGAGCAAGCAUAAAGUGGACCAGUUUGAGCACUUGCAUCUUGUAAUUUAGAAGUCACUCCUUGCCCGAGUGCUACUUGGAUGCUCUCGUUUUCAAUCUAAUUGCUGGAACUUUUUGGAGAGGUGAACUGCCAUAAUUUUAGAUGAAAUUGCAACCCAAAUACUUUCGUACUGACAUACUUAAAAAAUGAAAGAGCAUUUCUAUACUUAGAAAGUCAUAAAACUGCUGAGGAAGUGAGAGGUUAAUGGGGAGUCAGUUUUAUACUUCAGCUGAUGAAAAGAAUAAAGGAUGAUGUAAAUCA
Messenger RNA from Parus major (Great Tit), 1887 nucleotides. It is a transcript of the gene CLEC14A, whose product is annotated as C-type lectin domain containing 14A. Lineage: Eukaryota; Metazoa; Chordata; Aves; Passeriformes; Paridae. Gene Ontology annotation, molecular function: extracellular matrix protein binding; extracellular matrix binding. Gene Ontology annotation, cellular component: extracellular matrix; external side of plasma membrane. The transcript has a single exon. The record is from RefSeq and is a predicted model, not a curated record. Gene Ontology annotation, biological process: cell migration. Bases 1 to 1221 code for a protein of 406 amino acids.